UGCCAUACAGUAAGCGACGCUUAGCAAGCGUUCAGCGUUCUCACUUCUCAGUGUACAUAGGUAGACUGACAUUGACAGUUCGUUAAUGUAUGUUGGAGCAUGGCCUUCGUAACGACAAUAUUUACAAUGAUCGAAGAGUAGUCGGCUAACGAGUUUAUUAAAUCUCACCGACUAAAAUGUAAACUGUGUCAGUGUUUUGUAUUUUAAAUUAAUUUUGUUUUAUCAAUUUGUGUUUGUGGUUAUACGUUAUUAUUUCGUAACAAAAAUCCUGCUACCGCAAUGUCCAAUGCUGCAAAUUCAGUCCUGCUGACUACAUUCAACCGAGGGAAAAAGGGAUUGAGGGUAAUCUUUCAUAAUGAUAAAGUUGUAUGGGAUAACGAAAAACCACCGUCCGAGGAAUACACACUACCGGUAAUGAACAUCAUCGCUGUACACAGAAAUUACUUGCCAAGCACACACCCAGCAGAAGAACAAGAAAUUGAUCCAUACAGGUUUACUAUACAUUAUGCAGAACGACCUAAAGACGCCAAAUGGGUUUACAAAAAAAUUUGUUUUAAACAUACUGACGCAGCUCAAGUGACCUCUUGGGUAACAUCAAUUUCUACACGAUUAAAAUCUUUUAAAACUAGACCAAAACACAUUUUACUUUUUGUAAAUCCAUUUGGUGGCAAGAAAAAUGCAAUGAAAAUCUAUGAGAAAUAUGGGAAACCGUUGUUCCAUAAGGCUGGAAUUGAAGUAACCGUAAACGUUUCUCAAAGGAAAGACCAGAUUAAAGACUUUCUCAUACAUCACAAUCUGGAUAUGUAUGAUUCUGUAGCAUGUGUUGGAGGAGAUGGUACUGUAUCUGAAUUAUUUAAUGGAUUGGUUCUGAGAGAGUGUAAAAAAGAUGGUGUAGAUGCAAACGAUAUUAACCAAGUCUUGCCAAAGCCAAAAUUGCCUAUUGGUAUAAUUCCUGGUGGCAGUACUGAUACUAUAGCUUAUUGUAUUCAUGGUACUACAGAUCCCACAACAGCAGUACUACAAAUAAUAUUUGGAGAUACUCUUGGUUUAGAUUUAGUCUCUGUACAUGAUGAAAAUAGUUUGUUGAGAUUAUUUGCAAGCGUUUUUAGUUAUGGUUAUUUGGGUGAUGUAGCAUAUCAUAGUGAUAGAUUUAGGUGGAUGGGUCCACGUCGUUAUGAUUACUCAGGGCUCAAAAAACUAGUUGCGAAUAAAGGAUAUUCCGGCCAAAUUGCAAUAUUCUCCGACAGACACAAAAUCAUAGAGGAUCGUUGCCGCGAGAACUGCAGCAGGUGCCUGAUAAGCAAGGAUCAGGACAUCAGCAACUGUCAAUGGGAAAUAAUUGAGGGAAAAUAUUUCAUGGUGAGCGCUGCGAACAUCAGCUGCGCCUGUUCGCGGGCUCCAAAGGGCAUAGCACCUUACAGUCACCUGGGUGAUGGAAUGAUACAUUUGGUGUUGGUCAAGCACACGUCGUUUUUCAACAACAUCCGAUUGCUGUUCCGAUUGUCGAGUAAAAAUCAAACGGUUAACGAUUUACCCUUCGUCGAGACUUACUGCGGUAGAGAAUUCUGUUUCAGAGCCACUGAUUCGCCCGGAAUAUGGAACGGUGAUGGGGAAAUACAACAACAAACGAAUAUACGCGCCAAAGUCCGUUGCCAAUUGCUCACCAUUUAUAGUAGAGGCAGUCCCCACCAAGAUUCUAUUGAUGUUAAAUGCUGUGCUUUUUAGCCAUUUUGCCUUAUAUCAGUAUUUGUUAAUCAAAAAGUAUUGCUCAUUAGAAAUUAUAUAAGGUGAUAUUUGUGAUUGACAUAAUUAAUUGUUAACUUAAAAUCAAUCAUUCUAUUUUUAUAUUUUUGUUAAAAUAUUAAAUAUUAUAAGAUGUUACGUAAUUUUACGCGAGGCCGCAUAUACUUAAAAUAUUUGCUCUAUUAUAGACUGAUUCUCAUUCCUUUAUUGUAGAUAUAAAUAAACAUAUAAAUGAAAGAGACUUUUUUUGAGGUUGUUAAAAAGAAAAUUGUUACCCAGUCCUAGACUUAAGUUGUUUUACAUAUAUAAUAAAAAUAAAACAAUUAUAAACA
Molecule: messenger RNA, 2075 nt
Organism: Aethina tumida (small hive beetle)
Lineage: Eukaryota; Metazoa; Arthropoda; Insecta; Coleoptera; Nitidulidae
Product: ceramide kinase
Exons: 6
Coding region: 280-1725 (481 amino acids)
Molecular function (GO): kinase activity
Source: RefSeq, a predicted model, not a curated record